CAGGUAACCAACCUUCGCUCUUUGCUUCCCAGAAUUUCUCUCUCCAUAAUUUGUGUUUUCACUUUUUCUUGUUCCUUUUUUCUGUCCUCCUUUUCCAAUUAAUCUGAUAAUGGAUGAUUGUCUUUGGUUUGAUGCGCUGAAAGUGUUCGGUGAUUCUGACAGUUUUAUUUUUCGGAUAAAAUGUUUUAGACUUGCCUGAUUGAUAUUAGGAUGUUAGAUGUUUUAUGGUUUUGAUGUUUCCUAUAGUUAGUUCUAUACUGAGGGUGUUGGUUCACUAUUUAUUGCUCUUGCCAAGGUUAAUUUGAAUGUUUAUCAUUCAUCAAGACCAAAAGCCGCCUUUUUUUUUGGAGAUGUAGUUUUUCAUUGAAACAGUGAUUCCCAUUAAGUAAGAAGGAAUAGAGGAAAUGAUUCGGGCUUCGCUUCCAAACUCAGUCUACUAGCUUUUCAAGUUUCAUGAUUUUCUAUUACACUCACAUUUUCUUGGGUUCACUUUCCUUUGAUUUCGGUUACUACUAGGGUUUCACGGUCUUCAAUAACACUCGCAUUUUAUUUCUUUCCCUUCCCCUUGAUUUGUUCUCGUUUUCUCAGCUUUUGUUGAAUCAAAAGUUGAUAAAAUUGGUUUUCUUUCUGACAAAUAGUGAUGUAUGGAAUCAGAUUGGAAAGGUUAGUUCUGGUUAGUUAUCUGCAAUGAUAGAAGGUAGUAGAAUCCGGUUGAAGACAUGGCAGCAGGCUGCUGUGGCAGUGGGUUCGGCAGUGGGGGCAUUGUUGGACCCUCGAAGAGCAGAUUUGAUAGCGGCUCUUGGUGAGACGACUGGAAAGCCUGCUUUUGAGAAAGUUCUUCAGAGGAUGAAGAGUUGCCCUGAAGGGAAGGCUGUGUUAUUGGAGCGCCCUCGUGUUGUUUCUGCAAAUGUCGGACAUGCUUGGGACCUGCUGGAAAACACAUUCGGUGCUGCCUAUGCUAGGUUUAUGGGAUCCAGGAACUUUUCACCAGAUGAUCGACCUCCUGUUCGGUUCAUGGAUACAGAUGAACUGGCCUAUGUAACAAUGAGAGCUCGUGAAGUGCAUGACUUCUGGCAUACCCUUUUUGACCUUCCCACUAACUUGAUUGGGGAGACAGCGUUGAAGGUUAUUGAGUUUGAGCAGAUGGGCCUUCCUAUGUGCCUGCUGUCCGUUGUAGGGGGCACCGCUAGAUUCAGUGGAAAGCAGAGGAAAUUGUUUUAUCAGCAUUACUUCCCCUGGGCUAUUCGUGCUGGCAUGCAAUGCACUGAUCUUAUGUGUGUGUAUUAUGAGCGGCAUUUUCACGAAGACUUGGAAGAUGUUCGCAGAAAACUGCAAAUUGUUCCUGCUCCCGUCGUUCCUUAGCUGUAUGUAUUCGGACAUGAAAGUUGUUUUGGUGAUGGCAUUGUGCUAGAGCUUUGCUAUCCAUAUUUUGGAAUAAAAUCAACUGUACAACCUUUUCCUCUAAUAUCUUAGUCAAUUAGUUUUGUAUUUGUUGGAUUUUAUCAUAUGAUCAGUAAAAUAGACUUACAUUACAAUCACAAC
Molecule: messenger RNA, 1542 nt
Organism: Vigna angularis (adzuki bean)
Lineage: Eukaryota; Viridiplantae; Streptophyta; Magnoliopsida; Fabales; Fabaceae
Product: ubiquinone biosynthesis protein COQ4 homolog, mitochondrial
Exons: 2
Coding region: 688-1362 (224 amino acids)
Biological process (GO): ubiquinone biosynthetic process
Cellular component (GO): mitochondrial inner membrane
Source: RefSeq, a predicted model, not a curated record